This is a messenger RNA of Procambarus clarkii (red swamp crayfish), 1949 nucleotides long. It is a transcript of the gene Serinc, whose product is annotated as serine incorporator TMS1. Gene Ontology annotation, cellular component: membrane. The record is from RefSeq and is a predicted model, not a curated record. Lineage: Eukaryota; Metazoa; Arthropoda; Malacostraca; Decapoda; Cambaridae.
GUCAUCGUGUAUAGCAACAACAAAGGUCUUCCGUAGUCGUCGUCGAGUGGUUCUCCUCGUCUGGUCUAUCAGCCAUAUAUACCACAACAAGACAGGUUUUGGAAGUUUCAGGAAAUGGGGGCAGUGUUAGGCAUAUGUGGCGCUGCUCAGCUGGCAUGCUGCUGUGGAUCAGCUGCAUGCAGUUUGUGCUGCUCGGCAUGUCCAUCAUGCAAGAAUUCCACUUCGACUCGCAUCAUGUAUGCCAUUAUGAUGCUGAUGGGUACUAUUGUGGCCUGCAUCAUGCUUUCCCCUGGCCUUGAGAAUGCUCUACAGAAGGUACCAUUUUGUGGUAAUGGGGAAAGCAGUGCACCUUCACUAUUGGAUGGGCUAUCGGAGGGUGUAAAGGUGGAUUGUACUGAGGUGGUUGGCUACUUGGCAGUUUACCGUCUGUGCUUUGCGAUGACAUUGUUCUUCUUCUUCAUGGCUCUUCUCAUGAUUGGAGUCAAGUCGAGUAAAGACCCUCGAGCUGGAAUACAGAAUGGAUUUUGGGCAAUCAAAUAUCUAAUCUUGAUUGGUGCGAUCAUUGGAGCAUUCUUCAUCCCACGAGGACAAUUUGGAGAAGUUUGGAUGUACUUUGGCAUGAUUGGCGGGUUCCUGUUUAUCCUUAUACAAUUGGUGCUCAUCAUUGAUUUUGCACACUCCUGGGCUGAAUCUUGGGUCGACAAGUAUGAGGAAACGGAGAGUCGUGGCUGGUAUUGUGCCCUGUUGUUCUUCACUUUCCUCAACUAUGCUCUGGCCAUUGCUGCCGUUGUUCUUUUCUUCGUCUUUUACACAACGACUGAGAGUUGCAGUCUUCACAAGUUUUUCAUCUCCUUCAACCUGAUUUUGUGUGUUAUCAUCAGUACUGUGAGCAUCUUGCCCAAGAUCCAAGAAUCGCAGCCUCGUUCAGGGCUCUUGCAGGCCUCUGUCAUCACACUAUACACCAUGUACUUAACAUGGUCAGCCAUGACCAACACGCCUGAUCAUGAAUGCAAACCUGACUGGGUUUCAGUUAUCCAUGGUGAAGGAUCUACAUCUCCCCCUCCAACAGAGAAACCCUCGUUCGAUGCAGAGUCCAUUGCCUCGUUGGUCAUCUGGUUCUGUUGUGUUCUUUACUCCUCGAUGCGCACUGCCUCCAAUUCCCAAGCUUCACGCCUCACCAUGUCGGAUAAGGUUCUCCUGAAGGAUGAUUCCACUUCCCGUAGGAGUAUGAUCGACAUACCCCUCGUGACCAACGAGGUGGUAGAAGGUGCCUCUGGUGAUCCCGAGACUGGAGAUGGGCACCAUGUGUGGGAUAAUGAAGAGGAUGGUGUGUCAUAUUCCUGGUCCUUCUUCCAUACCAUGUUUGGUCUAGCCACGCUCUACGUCAUGAUGACCCUCACAAACUGGUUCACUCCUAAUUCUGACCUCUCAACACUAUCCAGCAACUUGGCUGCUGUCUGGGUCAAGAUUGUGUCCAGUUGGAUUUGUCUCUUCCUGUAUAUGUGGACUUUGGUUGCUCCCAUCAUUCUCAGCAACCGUGACUUCAGUUAAAUUUUGAUACAUUCUACCAGCAGCAAGGUUGAAACGCUUGAUAUACAGCAUGUCCGAGGAUAUAGCCAAUUACACCUUCACACUUGCCAGUAUUAAGCAAGAUUCCAAAAUGUUGCUCUGCAGAAUUGCCUAAUUUCAAACUUUCAUUUUGGGACAAGAAAAUAAUCAAUGAAAUCCGAAUUGAUUUUACUUGUGGUUUAGUAUGAUAGAACCGAGCCAUAUGUUAAAAAAAAAAUGAAAUCCAGACGUGUUCAAGAAAUGAUUUAGAAUGGGGGAGUAUUAUAACGAAAGGUUUGGUAAAUCCAAUAAAGAAUUUUUAAUUUUGUAUUGUAAUAAACAUGUGAUUAAAUGUGAAAAUGCUGGAUAUUUCCACUAGAUCAUUUAUUGAAAGCAGUAUA